Messenger RNA from Eucalyptus grandis, 1689 nucleotides. RefSeq names its product aspartate aminotransferase, mitochondrial. Gene Ontology annotation, molecular function: L-aspartate:2-oxoglutarate transaminase activity; pyridoxal phosphate binding. Lineage: Eukaryota; Viridiplantae; Streptophyta; Magnoliopsida; Myrtales; Myrtaceae. The transcript is spliced from 9 exons. The record is from RefSeq and is a predicted model, not a curated record. Bases 43 to 1449 code for a protein of 468 amino acids. Gene Ontology annotation, cellular component: mitochondrion. Gene Ontology annotation, biological process: biosynthetic process; amino acid metabolic process.
CAGGAGGAAGAAGAAGCCCAACAAGCUCGCUCUCGCCCGCCCAUGGAAGCGCCGCUCCUGAUGCUUCCUCCCCUGCAUUUAUACUCCCCAGGCGCGCUCAAAACUCCCGACAUGACCUCUGCCACCACCGCCCAUCAUCGAAGCAACUCCACCGUCGUAUCGCCGAAUCUCUCAGCAGAAGAGCUGAUACAACAUGUCGAGGGCUCUCCGGGACGCGGUCGCCAGAAGACGCGUGUGCCAGUGGUGGAUCACGUGAGGCCUGCGCCCAAGGACCCGAUCGCCAGCGUCGGCGAGGCCUUCCAAGCCGAUGCGAGCCCGAACAAGAUCAACCUCGGAGUGGGAGCUUACAGGGAUGAAGAAGGCAAGCCCGUCGUGCUUCGGUGCGUGAGGAAUGCGGAGGCUAAAGUUGCGGGUAGCGAAUUCCUGGAGUCAAUUUCUACUUUGGCUAAUUCCAGACUGGUUGAGGAGAGCAUAAAAUUGGUCUAUGGAAAAGAUACAGAUGUCAUAGGAGAAGGAAGAUUAGCUGGCAUUCAAACUCUCUCGGGAACUGGUGCUUGUCGCCUCUUUGCAGAGUUCCAAAGGCGCUUCUAUCCAAGAUCAAAAGUUUAUUUUCCUGAUCCAACUUGGUCGAACCACCAUAGCAUUUGGAAGGAUGCUGAAGUUCCUCAGGGCACCUUCUCUUACUACAACCCUAAGUCGAAGGGCCUGAAUUUUCCAGCACUCAUAGAUGAUAUCAAGAAUGCCCCAGAAAGUUCCUUUUUCUUAUUCCAUCCUUGCGCUCAUAAUCCAACCGGCGUUGAUCCAACUGAGGAAGAGUGGAGAGAAAUAUCAUAUCACUUAAAGGUGAAGAAUCAUUUCCCAUUCUUUGACAUGGCUUAUCAAGGUUUUUCAAGUGGCGAUCUAGACAGGGAUGCACGAGCAAUCCGUACUUUUCUUCAAGAUGGACAUUUAAUUGGUUGUGCUCAAUCCUUUGCGAAGAACAUGGGACUUUAUGGACAUCGAGUUGGUUGUCUCAGCAUUCUUUGCACCGACACAAUGCAAGCACUUGCAGUAAAAAGCCAACUGCAGCAGAUUGCACGGGCAAUGUACGGGAGCCCUCCUAUUCAUGGUGUAUUGCUGGUCUCAACAAUCUUAGGAGAUCCAGACACUAAGGCACUUUGGGUCGAGGAGUUGAGGGCAAUGGUAAAUCGCAUUUGUAAAAUGCGGGAAGCUCUACAGGAAAGCCUCGAGAAAUUGGGAUCUCCUCUCAAUUGGGAACAUAUAACGAACCAGGUUGGCAUGUUUUGCUUUUCUGGCUUAACUCCUCAACAGAUAGAGCAGCUACAGAGGGAGUACCACAUAUACAUGACUGCUGAUGGCCGCAUCAGCAUGGCAGGAGUUACAAUGAGCAACAUGGACUAUUUGGCAAAUGCAAUACACGAAGUCACCAAAUCUGGCCAAGAAUCUUAGGUUUUUAUCAGGCAUCAGGCUUUUAGCUGCUUGUCCUUGCUACUGCCUGAUGUUGUUGGACAUCAUAGUUUUCUUCAAUGCACAUUGUUGUAGAAUUUUAUAGGAAUUCUACUAUGUAGCAUGCUGUACUUAAGAUGUACAGUGGCACUUCUCGGUGCUUUAUUUGUGUAUAGGCUCGUAUGAUAUGAACCUGUAAGCUGUAAUCAUCUUUCUAUGGACAGUAUCAUUGAUUGUGAUCAA